Corylus avellana is the source of this 2880-nucleotide messenger RNA. RefSeq names its product receptor-like protein EIX2. The record is from RefSeq and is a predicted model, not a curated record. NCBI's taxonomy places the organism in Eukaryota, Viridiplantae, Streptophyta, Magnoliopsida, Fagales, Betulaceae. Gene Ontology annotation, molecular function: protein binding.
AUGGUUAGCUUUAUGUCCACUCUUCAUCUCAUCCCCAUUUUUUUCUUCUCUCUGCUUGGAAGUGCAUCCUACCUUGAAGUUAUUAAACCCAUUUCAUGUACCAAGAGCCCAAAUUUAAGAUGCUUAGAGGUGGAGAGGGAAGCACUUCUUCGCUUUAAAGACAAUCUUACUGAUCCAUCGGGCCGUCUCUUUUCUUGGGUUGGUGAUGAUUGCUGCAACUGGAUAGGUGUUGGCUGUGACAAUAGCACAGGAAAUGUCAUCAAGCUUGACCUCAGAAACCCAUUUUCGCCAUUUACUUAUUAUGAUGUUGAACCAGAUUUAGAUUUUUCAAAUGAAGAGAUGGAAGCUUACAACAAGUCAUGCCUUGGGGGAAAGAUAAGUUCUUCUUUACUCGAUCUAAAGCAUUUGAGUUACUUUGACUUAAGCUUGAAUAAUUUUGAUGGAAUCAAUAUUCCAAAGGUUUUGGGUUCCCUUGAAAGUUUGAUGUAUCUCAAUCUCUCUUUUUCAUUGUUUGUUGGAGUUAUUCCUCCCCAUCUUUGGAAUCUUUCAAGGCUCCAAUAUCUAGACCUCAAUUCAUUUUCAUUUUCCAUUAACUCCUAUCACUUUUCAUCUCAAAGAUUGGAGGUCGGAAGUCAGGAAUGGGUUGAUGGUUUUCCUUCCCUUAAGUACCUUGGAAUGGAUUUUGUAAAUCUUGAGAAAGUACCAAAUUGGUUUCAGGCAGUUAAUAUGCUUCCUUCCUUACGGGAGUUACACCUAGCUGGUUGUGGACUUGUUAGUCUUCCUCACUCUGUUUCCUCCAUCAAUUUUACACUACUUUCAGUCUUUGAUCUCUCUUACAACCAUUUUAACUCCUUCAUACCUCACUGGUUGUCAAAUGUGAGUGGGCUUUCAACAAUCAAACUUGAGUCCAGUUUGCUUAGAGGUGCUAUUCCGGUUGACCUGGGACAUCUAACCAAAUUGCGUGACUUGAAUUUAGGUGAUAACAAUUUAAUUGGAAAGAUUCCGAACUCAUUUGCUAACCUUUGCAACCUGCAAGCGUUAUAUAUGUAUUCCAACAAUAUAAAUGGGGAGAUAACUGAGUUUGUGGAUAGCUUGUCUCAAUGUUCCAACAGUAGCUCUGAAGAUGGGAACUUAUCGUCAUUGCGAGAACUUCACCUCUUUGGUAAUCAAAUGAAUGGAACAAUUCCAAAAAGCAUUGGGAAAUUGUCAAUGCUUGUUUCAUUGGGCCUAAAUGAGAAUUCUUGGGAAGGUGUCCAAACUGAAGCUCAUUUUCAAAAUCUCACCCGAUUAAAAUCUCUUAUGUUGUCUACGAAUGUUAAUGCAAAAGGGGCAUUGGUUUUAGAUGUCAAACAGGAAUGGGUUCCUCCUUUUAAGCUGAAAAUGAUUUAUUUAAAGAAGGUUCAGAUAGGCCCAAACUUUCCAACUUGGCUAAAAACCCAAAAUCAACUCAAUUUUCUUGUGCUCAACAAUGCUGGCAUUUUCGACACCAUUCCGCAUGGACUUUGGAAGUCUUGCCCAAAUGUCACCCAUUGGAGUCUAUCUCGUAACAAAUUACACGGGCAGGUACCAUACUUUCAAUUUCACCCUUUAGCAUCUUAUUUUGAUUUGUGUUACAACAACUUAGAGGGUCCACUUCCACUUUUUCAUAGUAAUCUAAGCAUCAUAUAUCUCGGGAAUAAUAAGUUUUUUGGACCUUUUCCAAAAAACAUAAGUGAGUUAUUGCCCAAGUUGUCUUGGUUGGACCUCUCAUCAAAUUCAAUUACUGGUAGAAUUCCUCAUGCUAUAGGAAUGCUAAAGGAAUUGAAUGGCCUUAUUUUGGGAAACAAUUCCCUAUCUGGGAAACUCCCCCACUCAAUGCGACAUAUGAGUUCACUAAAUGUAUUAUCAUUGCCCCAAAAUCAUCUCGAAGGAGAGCUUCCCUCUUUCUUUAGAAAUUACAAAAACUUGAAAAGCCUUGAUCUUGGAGAAAACAAAUUCUUUGGAAAACUUCCUGCAUGGAUGGGUGAAAGUUCACCAUAUUUAUUGAGGUUAAGCCUAAGGUCCAACUUGUUUCAUGGGGACAUACAACAGCAAUUAUGUCUUCUUUCAAAUCUUCAAAUCCUAGACCUUGCACACAAUAAUUUUUCGGGAGCCAUCCCUCAAUGUUUAGGAAACCUAAGUAAUGAUGGAUAUGGAGAAAAGUAUAAUGGUGAACAAAUGUUGUUGGUUUCUAAAGGGAGAGAAUAUAUGUAUAAUGAUCUAGUCCUUAAUCUUGUUUAUUCUAUAGACCUUUCAAGUAACAAGUUAUCCGGGGAAAUACCUGUUAAUAUUACAAGCCUCUUAAGAUUGAUCAAUUUGAAUUUGUCAAUGAAUUAUAUCACUGGAAGAAUUCCUAAAAAAAUUGGGAAUUUACACAUGUUAGAAACACUUGAUCUCUCAAUGAAUGAGCUUUAUGGUCCUAUCCCUGAAAGCUUGUCUUCUUUGACCUUCUUAAGUAACUUGAAUUUGUCUUUCAACAACUUCUCUGGGAAAAUUCCACAUGGGAAUCAACUUCAAACACUUGGUGACUCUUCUAUCUACAAAGGAAACUCUUUACUCUGUGGGCCUCCUCUUUCAAGCAAGUGUUUAGAGGAUGAAAUUAAAUCUGGAGUAAGACCAAAUGGUAGUAACAGAGGAGCCAAUGAAAAUGGAAGGGCUGGCAUUGAGUCAUUCUCCUUGUACAUUAGCAUGACAACUGGGUUUAUUGUUGGAUUUUGGGGAGUUUGUGGCACAUUGAUUAUCAAAACAUCAUGGAGACAAGCUUACUUUCGAAGCUUUGAUAAUUUGAAAGACAAGGUUAUUGUCUUGGUUAUGGUCAAAAUUGUUCGCUUGCUACGGAAGGUCAAGUCAGAGAGAAGUUGA